AUGCCCAGCAAGACCAGAGUCUACAACUGGUUCAUUGCCAUGGUAGCUGCGUCUUGUAUGACGCUCUACGGCUUUGACUCCAGUGUCUUCAACGCUCUCCAGGCCUCGGAGAACUGGCUGAACUGGUUCAAUCUUGACCUCAAGAAUGACAGUUACACUGUCGGUCUCAUCAACACAUGCUACACUAUCGGUGCUAUCGUUAGUGGUUUCUUCAUCGGUGGCCCCUUGGCUGAUUGGCUUGGUCGACGUGCCGGUAUGGGUAUUGGUUGCUUCAUCACCAUCAUCGCCGCCAUCAUCCAGGCUUUUGCUCCCAAGGGAAAGCUUGGUGUCUUCAUUCUCGGCCGUGUCCUCAUCGGUAUUGGCCAGGGUACCGCUCUCACUGCUGGCCCUGUUUACAUCGGUGAGGUUGCCCCCGCUGAGAUUCGAGGUCAGGUCAUGACCUUCUGGCAACUCUUCUACUCGGUCGGUGCCUUUAUUGCCUACUGGAUCAACUUCGCUUGCGGCAAGAACCGAGAGAAGCUCGGCGAGUGGGAUUGGCGCAUGGUUGUUAUCUUCCAGGUCAUGGUCCCCAUCUUUGUCAUCAUCCUGCUCCCAUUCCAGCCAGAGUCUCCCCGUUUCCUUAUCAAGAAGGGAAAGAUCGACGAUGCCCGCUCCGCCCUUCGAAGUAUCCGUGACACUGAGGAGGAGGUUGAGGACGAGGUCCUGGCUAUCCAGGCUGCUAUCGAGUACGAGAAGGAGGCCAUCAGCCCUGGAUACCGUGCCCUUUUCAAGGAUCCCUCUAUCAGGAAGCGCUUCGGUAUUGCAGUUGUCCUCAACGUCGGCCAGCAGCUCACCGGCCAGGGUACCCUCAACACCUACUCCACUUCCAUUUACAAGCAAGUCUGGACUUCGACUGAAAAGAUCAACCUCAUCAACGCUUUGUGGGCCACCAUGGGUAUUCUAUUCACAUUGAACGCUGUAUGGACCGCGGAUCGCUUUGGUCGCCGAUGGCUCUUCAUGGUCGGUGCCGCGGGUAUGGCUGUCUGCAUGUUGAUUGUUCCCGUCAUUGGUCUCGCUACUCCCACCCCCAAGACCGAGCCCACUGCUAUUGGCAUUGUUGUCAUGCUCUACCUCUUCAUCUUCUUCUAUAAGCCUUCAUGGGGUGCCGGUGUGUGGAUGUGGACCAGUGAAGUCUUCUCCGCCAACGUCCGAACCCAGGCCGUCGGUAUGGCCUCUCAAUGCCAGAAUGUGGCCAACACCAUUUUCCAACAGUUCUUCCCAACAUUCCUCGCCAAGACCGGCCUCAAGUGCCUCUUCUUCUUCUUUGCCAUCAACAUCCUGCUCUGCGUUUUUGUGUUCUUCUUUGUCCCCGAAACCAAGGGUAUCUCUCUUGAGCACAUGGAUACUGUUUUCGGUGGUGCCGAUCACACUGAGAAGGGUGCCCAGAUGCUCGGCGUUGACACUGCUCAGCAUCAGACCCAGGAGUUCAAGGACGGGGCUGAGAUUCAGCAGAGCGAGAAGAAGCGGGAGUCUGUUUAA
Messenger RNA from Fusarium musae, 1518 nucleotides. RefSeq lists its product as uncharacterized. Gene Ontology annotation, molecular function: carbohydrate:proton symporter activity. The transcript has 3 exons. The record is from RefSeq and is a predicted model, not a curated record. Gene Ontology annotation, biological process: transmembrane transport; carbohydrate transport. The coding region runs from base 1 to 1518 and encodes 505 amino acids. Gene Ontology annotation, cellular component: membrane. NCBI's taxonomy places the organism in Eukaryota, Fungi, Ascomycota, Sordariomycetes, Hypocreales, Nectriaceae.